Messenger RNA from Cooperia oncophora, 447 nucleotides. The record is from the annotation of a GenBank genome assembly. Lineage: Eukaryota; Metazoa; Nematoda; Chromadorea; Rhabditida; Trichostrongylidae.
AUGCCAUAUAACCCUCGGAAAGCAGUGUACAAAUUCAGCCAAUGGGGCCCUCCACCCAUGGUUCUAUGGGAUUAUCAUUUGCAUUUCUGCCAGAGGGACGCUGAGCAGAAAAUCGUCUACCGUAUAGAGCAAAUGGAUAGAGACGUCGUCGCCUUGAUCGAUCUUGGCGAGCAGGGUGCACUGUUGACCUUGUCAGGACAACUGCGGAGUACUGACCACCUCAUCAGUCUCGAGGUUUCCGCAACAGAUCAGGGUGGUCUCCAAGGACGAUGUCGUGUGAAUAUCAUUGUGGAAGAUGUGAACUCUCCGCCAUACUUUACCGAUCAGCUAUUUGCUGUACGAAUACCAGAAGAUUCCCCUAUAGGCUUUCAUGUCAUCACCAUCAAGGCGGAGGACUCAGAUCGAGGGACUAACGCCCAUCUAACUUACUUCCAUCGAUUCACGUGA